ACGUGACUAUCCCUAUCCAAUGGAGUGCGGGAAACGCUUGAGUGACGUAGGCAGGGCGAAAUUUGAACAUUUUCCGAACUGCCGUUGUGAGGACAGGAAAUAGAGCGGACGGACAGACACAAACACUGCAUUCACUUUGAGACAUUUAGACAUUAUUUUAAUAUAUAAAAUGAGGUUUAAGCGGAGUAAAGUGGGAACAUCAGAUAUUAGCGGAGUUUGGUGUCUUUGAUCGGUUGAUUUGAUCGAAAUGCCUCAGGCGGAACUGUAGAAAGGUGAAUACACGUCAAUCGUAACGUAACUUAACGUAUAUUUACAUCGUGUUUAAGCAUAAAUCGCGUAUUUCUGCAUAUUACGAGGCAUUUUAAAAAGAUAUUACACGUCAUAAUGAAGGUUUUGGAGAGAAAUGUGGUUCGUUUGGCCGUCGUUCAGCAUCUUCGGUCGGUUUAUGGAAUAAAAAUCAAGAACUGGAAUAAAAACCGAAGCAAACAUACAUCAGCGAACACGGUCAGGGUGUUUGGGGUUGCGCUGGAAGGUCUGCCACACUGCCAUGUGCUAGACUAUGGAGAUUUACCCUGCUUUAUAGUGGAUAUUUGUACAACACUCCUGGAUCAUCUGGACACAGAGGGUCUGUUCAGAAAGUCUGGCUCUGUGGUGCGGGUCAAAAGCCUCCGGGCUAAAUUGGACCAGGGUGAGGACUGUCUGUCCGCUGCUCUCCCGCUGGACAUUGCUGGACUCCUGAAGCAGUUUUUCAGGGAGCUUCCAGAGCCGGUUUUGACUGUAGAUCUGCACAGUGCUUUCCUGAAGGCCCAGGAGCUUCCCACAGCAGAGGAGAGGACCUCAGCUACAGUCCUGCUGUCCUGCGUUCUGCCCGACAGAAACUUAAACACACUGCGCUACUUCUUCAGCUUCCUGAAGACUGUCUCUCAGCGAUGUGCUGAGAAUAAGAUGGACAGCAGUAAUCUCUCGGUUAUUUUGGCACCGAAUCUCUUUCACUGUGGUGACGGAGGAGAAAAGAUGAGCAGCAGCACAGAGAAGAGACUCAAGCAUCAGGCAGCUGCUGUACAGUGUCUGAUAGAGAACGCUCAGCAUAUAGGUGUGGUUCCUCAGUUCCUGAUGGAGAAGGUUCCAGCUAUGUUGGGUUGUGAUGCUGGUGUGUUUUCUCCAUCCGUCGUGUCUCUAGAGGACAACAAUGCUCACUUCGACCUGAAGAAAAACAACAGACGCAGUUUAGGAGACGUGGUAAAUGGAGCUCUGAAUAGGUUAAAAGCUAGUAGAACCCCAACAAAUACCCCUCAGUCUGAUGGAGCAGUUUUCUCCAUGGCCACUCCGGUCAUCAUGACCCCCAACUCCAAGCGUAAACUUCCUCUGGAGUCUGCUCAGACUCACGGCUUCUCCAACAAGAAACGCAGGUCCAUCAAGAAGAACCUCGGCCUGGAGCUGUUCCCCAGCGUGUUGUUUGGAGGAACAUCUACUCCUGGAUCAACUCACAGUGCAGCAGGGGUUCUGGACUCGUCUCACAGUGGUUUGCUGUCUUCGGUGGGCAGAAACUCUCGUCUGUCCAGCAGUUCUGCCAGGAGAAAGAGCAGACGGCUGAGAGACCGCAGUGUCAGCAGAGUUGAAUCAGGGAAGGCGGGCUGUUUCUCUCCCAGAACUGCUAAGAAAGAGCCUGUGAGAAAAUCUCUCCGUCUGCGCUUCAGUUUGGGCAAAUCCAGCCGUGAUUCUAACGUCAUUACACAAUCACAACCGGUGCCAAAGGGGUCAGAGGUCAUAGGUUGGCGCCUAGCAACACAAGAGAGCUCUACCGGUUUUCACUUCACCAAGGAGCUUAGUCUGCCUGUUUUGAGCAAGAGUCCCUCGAAAGGCUCAAAGUUCAUCAGUAAAUCAGAGGAUAACCUGUUGACGCCGCAGUGUGAUUUUACAGACCACAGGAGCUCGUGGACUGGAGAAACUCCUGACACAGGACUGACCUUCCCGACCGAUUCAUUCUCUGAGACUCCAGUGAUCAUCGCAAGCAAACCUCCGACGAUCAGCAGCGUUCCUGAAACCACCCCGGACGAGUGCUCUCACACCGGACACACACUUCUGAAGAUCAGACAGGCUUUUGGAGAGUCCGGCAGUGACCUUCACAGCAUCAUUAAACAGAAAGAUCCACAAGAUGAUUCCUCUAAUGUGCAUUUGCCUUCGGAAACUGCGCAUAAAUCAAUAUCUGAGUCCAGCCAAUCAAAUGAUGAUGUGACGUUCGGACAAAUUGAAAUCGUUCCCCUGUCGCCUCUACACAUCGACAGCGCUCUGUUUGACAGUGAACCCACACGCUUUGUGGAAGCAAGUCUUAAUGGAUCUCUAUGCUUUGAAAAUGAAUACCUAAAAGAGUCCGCGGUACGUUCUGUAAACUGUAGUCAACUAAUCGACGCUUUAGACAUCCAGAGUCCUGUGGCUUUCAGACUGGACACUUCUACAAGAGUUCAGUCAACUCCAUAUGCAACCAGAUCUCAGGUGAAUGCUAAUACAUCCCUGCAGAAUGAGCUCAGAGAGUCUUCAUUGGUGGAAGAGAAGAUUAAUGUUUCUCAAGAACAGCAAAAUAAUGUUGAAGCCAAGAAAAGCAAAGUGGCAGAUCAGAUUAAACUGUUUAACAUGAUGACGCUCAAUUCACCCAAAGUUAAAAUGCUCCGAUCUCCGCUAAGGUUUCAACGUACGCCAGUAAGGCAGUCCGUGACCAAAAUAAACUCUCUGGUUGGAAAUCGAAAGGAAAGUAGGAUGGGAUGGUGCGCCGCUAGUCACAUAAAGGCUGUGAGUUUAGAAAGCGGUUUGUAUUCCAGUGUAAAACCCAAACCUCCAGUUCCACCAAAGAAAACCGCAGUCAAAGCUUCAGCGCUGGAAGACGUCACUAAUAAAGCACCAAAGACGAUGCUUUCAAACUGUAAGAAUGCCACAAAUGAACAUCCCAAAUGUGUCCUGCUGAAAGUGUCUGAAAACGACACCAGCCACUACAGAGGUUCACCCAGAAACCCUUUAGUGGAGGGAAGACUGCUGUCGGCCAUGAAGCCCAUCGAUCUGUGAGAAUGAACAAUACCGCUUUCACCCAUUCAGGAGUCUUAUUUAUUUUGCUAGAGUGAGCUCUGAUUGGUUUACAAGUGAGGUGGGGAUGUCUUUGAAGGGUAAGGAAAGUGCUUGAUCCUUUUGUUAUUGAUUGUGGAUUUCAGGAUCUCUGUGAACUGAAAUUUUAGGUUUCGCUUUGAAAUCCAUAAUCUUGAGUUAUACAUCAGUUGUACGAGAAAUGAGGAUUUCAGUUUUGAUGUGUCUAUAUAUACUGUAAAAAAAUCUGUUCAUUAACUGGUUCUGUAUUUCGUGAUUUAUGGGGGAUUUCUGGUUAUUUGUGGUAAUGAAUUGCAUUAUGGGAUGUUGGUCAUUGCUAUGUUGACUUCUGAUGUAGAAAAUGUAACUCUGCAAUUGAACAAAGUGACAUUCGUUGAGAUUUUAGCAGUUUGAAACUAUAUAUUUAGUAAGAAUAUAUUGUUUACAACAACACCACACCAAAUUAUAUUUCACUUCAAACUAUUAAGUGUCAAUAAAGUCUCUUUCAGACUUUUCUACAUCAAAAGUUGAAUAAGAUCAAAGUCUAAUAAUGCAAUUCAAAAAUCAUAAACAAAUGAGAAAAACAUGAAUCACAAGCUAGAGAACUGCUAACUUAUGGUUAUUUUUAGGGUAAAUGAAAAGACGAGUCUGUGAAAGUGUGAAGAGUGAUAGUAAUGUAAGAUGUGUUUAGAAUGAAAAUGAAUGUUAGUAGAAUGGAAAAAAAAGUUGUGUUUUGUUAGGUUUCAGCUUAUUUAUAUUUUAUGCAAAAACUUGACUUUAUUUUUAACACCUUAAAGGCAACAUUACCGGUGUAGCUCAUGAUAACCUAUGUUCUGUUUCGCAGUAUUAUGUCAUAUCCUCAGUGCUGUCACUCGUUUAUAAAAAUGUAAUGCUUUUAUAAAAGAUGUUGUCAAAGGAA
Molecule: messenger RNA, 3991 nt
Organism: Danio aesculapii
Lineage: Eukaryota; Metazoa; Chordata; Actinopteri; Cypriniformes; Danionidae
Gene: arhgap11a
Product: Rho GTPase activating protein 11A
Exons: 12
Coding region: 385-3057 (890 amino acids)
Biological process (GO): signal transduction
Source: RefSeq, a predicted model, not a curated record